UCGGCAGGGCGCCGGCCGGCGGGUGGAGACGGACCCGGGAUCUGUCUGAGCAGGAAGCGAGCCGGAGACCGGUCGCCGCCGCCGCCCCGUCCCGGUGCCGGCGCUCGCAGUGGCUGUCUCCUCGCCCUCGUCAGCCCCGCACCCCACCCUCUAGCCUCACCGGCGACAGGUAGCCCCGCCGCCGCGCACCUGCCCUCGCGUCCGCACCGGAGGUCGUGGAUAGCUCCCUUCGAAAAUGGAGGACGGAAGGCCCGUGUGGGCCCCGCACCCCACAGAGGGGUUUCAGAUGGGCAACAUCGUGGAUAUUGGCCCUGACAGCUUAACCAUUGAACCCCUGGGUCAAAAAGGCAAGACAUUUUUGGCUCUCAUAAACCAAGUGUUCCCUGCAGAAGAGGACAGUAAAAAAGAUGUGGAAGAUAACUGUUCAUUAAUGUAUUUAAAUGAAGCCACACUACUCCAUAAUAUCAAAGUUCGAUACAGUAAAGACAGAAUUUAUACCUAUGUGGCCAACAUUCUGAUUGCAGUGAACCCAUACUUUGACAUACCUAAAAUCUAUUCUUCAAAUACAAUAAAGUCGUACCAAGGAAAAUCUCUUGGGACGAUGCCACCUCAUGUGUUUGCAAUUGCUGAUAAGGCUUUUCGAGACAUGAAGGUGCUCAAGAUGAGUCAGUCCAUCAUUGUAUCUGGAGAAUCAGGAGCUGGCAAAACAGAAAAUACAAAAUUUGUUCUAAGAUAUCUGACUGAAUCCUAUGGAACUGGUCAAGAUAUUGAUGAUAGAAUUGUUGAAGCUAACCCACUCUUAGAAGCUUUUGGAAAUGCAAAAACUGUUCGCAACAAUAAUAGCAGUCGAUUUGGGAAAUUCGUAGAAAUACAUUUCAAUGAAAAGAGUUCAGUUGUUGGAGGAUUUGUUUCACAUUAUCUUCUAGAGAAAUCUAGGAUCUGUGUUCAAGGCAAAGAGGAAAGGAAUUAUCAUAUCUUUUAUAGGUUGUGUGCUGGUGCUUCUGAAGAUAUUAGGGAAAGACUUCAUCUGAGCUCUCCAGAUAAUUUUCGGUAUUUAAACCGAGGCUGCACUAGAUACUUUGCUAACAAAGAAACUGACAAACAGAUUUUGCAGAACCGAAAAACUCCUGAGCAUCUUAAGGCAGGUUCCUUGAAAGAUCCUUUGUUGGAUGAUCAUGGAGAUUUUAUUAGAAUGUGCACAGCUAUGAAAAAGAUUGGCUUGGAUGAUGAAGAAAAGCUUGAUCUGUUCCGGGUAGUAGCUGGUGUCCUGCACCUUGGGAAUAUUGAUUUUGAGGAAGCCGGCAGCACUUCAGGUGGUUGUAAUCUGAAGAAUAAAUCUACUCAGUCAUUGGAAUAUUGUGCUGAAUUACUGGGUCUGGAUGAAGAUGAUCUUCGUGUAAGUUUAACUACAAGAGUCAUGCUGACAACAGCAGGGGGCACCAAAGGAACAGUGAUAAAGGUACCCCUGAAAGUGGAACAGGCAAACAAUGCCCGGGAUGCCUUGGCAAAGACUGUCUAUAGCCAUCUUUUUGAUCACGUGGUAAACAGAGUAAACCAGUGUUUUCCUUUUGAAACAUCGUCCUAUUUUAUUGGAGUCCUGGAUAUUGCUGGGUUUGAGUACUUUGAACAUAACAGUUUUGAACAAUUUUGUAUCAACUAUUGCAAUGAAAAGCUUCAGCAGUUUUUUAAUGAAAGGAUUCUGAAGGAGGAACAAGAACUCUAUCAAAAGGAAGGUUUAGGGGUGAAUGAAGUGCAUUAUGUGGAUAAUCAGGACUGUAUAGAUUUAAUUGAAGCAAAAUUAGUGGGAAUAUUGGAUAUUUUGGACGAAGAAAAUCGCCUUCCCCAGCCAAGUGAUCAGCACUUCACAUCUGCAGUUCACCAGAAGCACAAAGACCAUUUCCGACUUUCUAUUCCUAGAAAGUCUAAGCUGGCUGUUCACAGGAACAUCCGAGAUGAUGAAGGCUUCAUCAUCAGGCAUUUUGCCGGGGCAGUGUGCUAUGAAACAACUCAGUUUGUGGAAAAAAAUAAUGACGCUUUACAUAUGUCUCUUGAGUCCUUAAUAUGUGAAUCCAGGGAUAAAUUUAUCCGGGAACUAUUUGAAUCGUCCACAAAUAACAACAAAGACACUAAACAAAAAGCAGGAAAACUUAGCUUCAUCAGUGUGGGAAACAAGUUCAAGACACAGUUAAAUUUGCUUCUGGAUAAACUUCGAAGUACAGGAGCAAGCUUUAUUCGCUGUAUCAAGCCUAAUUUAAAGAUGACAAGCCAUGACUUUGAAGGAGCUCAAAUUUUGUCUCAACUUCAGUGUUCGGGUAUGGUGUCUGUCUUGGACUUGAUGCAAGGCGGUUUCCCAUCACGAGCUUCAUUUCAUGAACUCUACAACAUGUAUAAAAAGUAUAUGCCAGAUAAACUUGCAAGAUUAGAUCCAAGACUAUUUUGUAAGGCUCUUUUUAAAGCUUUGGGCUUAAAUGAAGUUGACUACAAGUUUGGGUUAACUAAAGUAUUUUUUAGACCUGGCAAGUUUGCAGAGUUUGAUCAGAUUAUGAAGUCUGACCCUGACCACUUGGCAGAGCUGGUCAAGAGGGUCCACCACUGGCUGAUCUGCAGUCGCUGGAAGAAGGUCCAGUGGUGCUCGCUGUCCGUCAUCAAACUGAAAAACAAAAUAAAAUACCGAGCUGAAGCCUGCAUUAAAAUGCAGAAAACUGUUCGAAUGUGGCUUUGCAGAAGGAGACACAAACCUCGCAUUGAUGGCCUGGUUAAGGUGGGCACACUGAAAAAACGACUUGAUAAAUUUAAUGAAGUAGUAAGUGCAUUGAAAGAUGGAAAACCAGAGAUGAAUAAACAGGUCAAGGACCUUGAAAUUUCUAUUGAUGCUUUAAUGGCCAAAAUUAAGUCCACGAUGAUGACAAGGGAACAAAUACAGAAAGAAUAUGAUGCUCUAGUUAAAAGCUCAGAGGUCCUUCUCAGCGCAUUACAGAAAAAAAAGCAGCAGGAAGAAGAAGCAGAAAGACUGAGGCGCAUUCAAGAAGAAAUGGAAAAAGAAAGAAAAAGACGUGAAGAAGAUGAACAACGUCGAAGAAAGGAGGAGGAGGAAAGAAGGAUGAAACUUGAGAUGGAAGCAAAGAGAAAACAAGAAGAAGAAGAAAGAAAGAAAAGGGAAGAUGAUGAAAAACGUAUUCAGGCAGAGGUGGAGGCGCAGCUGGCCCGGCAGCGGGAGGAGGAGUCCCAGCAGCAGGCGGUUCUGGAGCAGGAGCGCCGGGACCGAGAGCUGGCGCUGCGCAUCGCCCGGAGCGAGGCGGAGCUCAUCAGCGAGGAGGCGCAGGCCGACCCGGCGGCGCUGCGCAGGUCUGAAUUAUCUCUAAAUAGUAUGGAGUGUGGAGGUGUCAGCUUGGAUUUCCAUCCAGUAACUUCUAAAAUUAAUGGAACAAGACGCACAAUGACACCGGAGCAAAUGGCGAAAGAGAUGUCAGAAAUUUUGAGUAGAGGCCCUGCUGUGCAAGCCACGAAGGCGGCUGCGGGCGCCAAGAAGCACGACCUCAGUAAGUGGAGGUACGCAGAGCUCCGCGACACCAUCAACACCUCCUGUGAUAUUGAGCUCCUGGCAGCUUGCAGAGAAGAAUUUCAUAGGCGACUAAAAGUGUAUCAUGCUUGGAAAUCCAAGAACAAGAAGAGAAAUACGGAAACAGAACAGCGUGCUCCAAAGUCUGUUACUGAUUAUGCUCAGCAGAACCCGGCAGCCCAGCUCCCUGCCAGGCAGCAGGAGAUCGAGAUGAACCGACAGCAACGUUUCUUCCGCAUCCCAUUCAUCCGCCCCGCGGACCAGUACAAAGACCCGCAGAAUAAGAAGAAAGGCUGGUGGUAUGCCCAUUUUGAUGGACCAUGGAUUGCCCGGCAGAUGGAGCUUCAUCCUGACAAGCCACCCAUCCUCCUCGUGGCUGGGAAGGACGACAUGGAGAUGUGUGAGCUGAAUCUUGAAGAGACAGGCCUGACUCGAAAGCGCGGUGCUGAGAUUCUGCCAAGACAGUUCGAAGAAAUCUGGGAGCGCUGCGGAGGCAUCCAGUAUCUCCAGAGCGCGAUCGAGAGCAGGCUGGCCAGACCCACGUAUGCCACGGCCAUGCUGCAGAAUCUAUUAAAGUAGAAGGUGCCCUAACCUUGCAGCUGGGAGCCCUGGCCUCAGCACUAGGUAGGGAGUGCGCCCCAGAGAUUGAACCCUCCUGCAAUCAAGUUAGGGUGACUUACACAAAGUGAACAGAUUUUACUAAUCAUGGCUUUUUUGUUAAUUUAAGGUUAAUUAUGGUAGUGACUUUGGGACCGAAAAAUUGUUUUCCUAUAUCCAGCUGUAACUGUUAGACCUCUCAUCAUCAUCAUUGUGAUACUUGUUACACUUGGACAGACCCUGACGUCUCUCUCUCUUUGCCAAGAGACUACCUUAAAUCCAUUUUAAUUGUUCGCUAGGAAAAGAAGUUUUUUUUUUUUUUUUUAAAAAAUGCAGAAUUCUUGCUUUUUAAGAAGGCCACAGUACCAUAAAACUGGAAUAAAGAAAACUUAACUUCAGUUUUCUUACAACAGUCAAGGCACUUAGAGUGAUCAAGGCACUGGUGUUUUUUAUCUGAAAGCUGUAUCCUUCCUUCACUAACUUUUUCAGAAAUUCAUGGAAGUUUCCAUCACAGGUGGAAAUUUGUAUUUUUCCCCCUAUUUUGCAACGUCUUAGUUUGAGUAAAGCAAUUUACCUGAAGUUCUAGAAUUCUGGAGAGAGCCUUGAUAUGUCUGAUAAAAUCUUUGAUAGAGAAGGUACAUAGUAUCCUGCACAGAUUUGUUUUGCUUUUCUAUCACUUUGUGUUGCUAUAAGAAUAUGUUCUCAUACUCCAUGAAAUUCGGAUCAUUUAAAUGCUUGAAAGUUUUGAGAUAACUUUUGUUUCAUUUAGAAAAAGAAAUGAGUUUUAGGUGGCAGUUUGGCUUAACUGACUGAAUUCAGAUAUUCUUUCAGUUUCAUCUCAGUUGCAAUUUUGUAUCAGAAUCUUGUCCAAGUUGUUUCAUGUGAUUUUAAUCUAGUGUUCUGCUUCAAAACACUCCUGUUUUUUAAAAAAAAUUCCUUUUGUCUUUUUUGGCCUUUGAGAUUCUGGUAAUUAUAGAGCUCUUUUAUAAGCUUUGUAAUUCAAAAACCCUCUACUUAGAAAUUGCUUGUUUCAUGUAACUGAUAAUUUAAAAAAAUGUUUUUGUUUGUGUGCUGUUUAGUUUUGAUCAAAUGUCAGCAGUUUCAAGCCUAGUAUUUCUAACUUUCAUAUUAGGAAUUUGGAAACAGAAAUACAUCAAGGAGUUAUGUUGACAUAAUCCUAAGGAGUCUUGUUUGUAUUUUAGAAUAAAAUUAGAAAAUAAAAUUAUUCUCUAUACCUUUUUUCCCUGAUGUUCAAAGACUCUAAACCUUUGAAAUGAAUUUCCAGUAAUUUUUUUUUCCUCCUAGAAAGAGCCACCUCAGUUAGGAAAGUGUUUCUCAGCUGACUAGAUCAGAGCUUGUGAGCCAGACACUGUUUUCGGAAUUGCUUCUCUCAUAAUAUGUCCUGGUGUAGAGAUGUUUAUUUAUUAUGACACUGUGCAAAUAAUGGUCUUCUGCGAAAGAAAUUAAACGGUCCUGUCUGUCCUAUUGAGAAUAUCAAUGUGAUCGUCCUUUGAAAGCUGUGUUACUGGGUAGACUCACCCACCCUGGGUCAUGCAAUCCCUGUGAUUUGGUGACAGAAGGUCUGGUUACUGAAAAUAAAUAUGUGCUCUUCUUCCUCUUCUCA
Dama dama (fallow deer) is the source of this 5780-nucleotide messenger RNA. It is a transcript of the gene MYO6, whose product is annotated as myosin VI. Gene Ontology annotation, cellular component: ruffle; endocytic vesicle; myosin complex. The coding region runs from base 236 to 4138 and encodes 1300 amino acids. Gene Ontology annotation, molecular function: actin filament binding; ATP binding; microfilament motor activity. The transcript has 36 exons. Gene Ontology annotation, biological process: inner ear morphogenesis; vesicle transport along actin filament; endocytosis. NCBI's taxonomy places the organism in Eukaryota, Metazoa, Chordata, Mammalia, Artiodactyla, Cervidae. The record is from RefSeq and is a predicted model, not a curated record.